Molecule: messenger RNA, 1510 nt
Organism: Xyrichtys novacula (pearly razorfish)
Lineage: Eukaryota; Metazoa; Chordata; Actinopteri; Labriformes; Labridae
Source: the annotation of a GenBank genome assembly
AAAUUUCAACAACAGGAAGGGGACUCGUUUCUCUGCUACAUAGCUGUCGCACAAGCGCUUCCUGUUGGGAGUUUGUUGCUCUCACAUUUGGACAGAUUUGGUCAUGUUUCGGAAUGUCUUGGGUAGAUUGGUGACAGAAACUGUCAGUGUUCACCGCUAUGUAAAGGCUUCACCUCUAACACAUAGCGCAGCGCCUGUCUGUCUGUCUGUCCGGAGCUUCUCUGGUGUGAAGGACGGGGUGCAGCAGCCUUUUGACGCCUCCCUGCUCGAGUUCCUGGUUUGUCCUCUGUCCAAGAAGCCGCUCAGGUAAGACGACACCAAAAGAUCUCAUUCAGAAUAGGAGUUGUAUGGCGAAAUGUGCUGAACAAGGGUUGUAAAUUCGUGGUUUUACGCGCAGAAACGAAAGGCGUGUGGCGAUGACAGAGGAGACUGCUGUAAUAGCACCCUGGUACAACCUUUUACUGAAUAUUUAUUCGCCAUAAUUCCCAGUUUCAGGUGCCUGUGAGAUCUUCGAAGUCUACAACAGCUGGAUUUUAUGGGACCACAACAACCGCAAAUACCUACUUCCGUUGUCACUUAAACAGAAACAAAACACAUUCCAAACAAAAAAAACAUGUUUGGAUUCCCAACUUAUUUUCUUUCUGAGUGCUUUCUAAGUGUGUCACCUUUCUCUGUCCAGGUAUGAUGCUGAUACCAAUGAAUUGAUAAAUGAAGAUCUUGGUAUUGCCUAUCCCAUCGUUGACGGCAUCCCCAACAUGAUCCCUCAAGAGGCCAGACUGAUACAGAAAGACACAGACCCUUCAACUACACCAAGUCAGGGAUAGAAUCACAGCACCUUCGACUCACCAGAGAAAAGAGACUGGACGCUUUAAUUCUAAAGGGUGGUCAACUGAAUAAGACGCUGCUUCUGCACUACUAAAUACCUUUCCCAAAUUCUUGUUCAUUUAAAUGUCAUAGAGUCCAUCUGCAAUUAUGUUUUCUCUGUCUAUGAUGGUGGGGCUGGUCCCAAUAGUAUCUCUCUUUGGUUUGUUCUACUCCGCAGCAGUGGAUGAAAACUUCCCACAAGGCUGCACCAGCAGCAACAGUCUGUGUUUCUACAGCCUGCUGCUGCCAGUCACUAUCCCUGUCUAUGUCUUCUUCCACCUCUGGAGCUGGAUGGGGAUAAAGCUCUUCAGACAUAAUUAGCCCCCUUUGACCUGCUCUGUUACAGGCAAAAACCCCUACAGUACACUUAAAUAUUCUAUUUCUGGACCUAGCUGUACUGCUGUAAUACAUCUCAAUUGAAAUACAAAGGAAAUGAAUAUAUGACUAGAUAUCUACAAAGAGUAGUCUAAUAUAGAACACCUCUGUAGCAGUAGAUUAAUUUUGAGGGUAGCCCUGAGAAAAUGUCAUGUCAUACACAUUAUCAGUUCUGGUUGUGAAGUUUUUAAAGUUUUCUUUACAUAUGGGGAUGAUGGUGUGUGUAAAAAUGUGAAUAAAGUUAUAUUUUUUCCUUCCCUUACUUUCUUUU